Messenger RNA from Gryllus bimaculatus (two-spotted cricket), 535 nucleotides. The record is from the annotation of a GenBank genome assembly. Lineage: Eukaryota; Metazoa; Arthropoda; Insecta; Orthoptera; Gryllidae.
GACUGGCGGGAUGGCUGCGAGCGGGAGCGGGUGCGGGAGCGGGGGCGGAGCCGUUGGCGUGGACGGCGGCGACUCGACGGCCAGAGGCACCGCCAUGGUGGGCAUGGACCGCGUUGCGGCCCCGGGCGGAGGGGGCGCUGCGGGCGACUACGGCGACUACGGCGCGGGGUACGGCGCCCCGCAGCAGCCCGGGGCCUUCGUGCCGCCGGUGCCCGGCGCUCGCCCCAAGGUGGACCCCGAGGCGCAGGGCGAGGUGGACCCCACGGUCUACCCGGAGCCCAAGGAGUCCACGCACAAGAUCCGCGGCCGCUCCGACUUCCUGGAGAUGCUGUGCGGCUCCGUGGACCAGGAGCUGCUCACCGUCAAGACCUUCUACUUCUUCUUCUACUCGGCGUUCGGCUCGCUCUUCCCGCUCAUGGGCGUCUACUUCAAGCAGAUGGGCAUGAACCCGGGCCAGUGCGGGCUGCUCAUCGGGUCGCGUCCCUUCGUCGAGUUCCUGUCGGCGCCCUUCUGGGGCUCCCUGGCGGACCGGUGA